Molecule: messenger RNA, 1176 nt
Organism: Amblyraja radiata (thorny skate)
Lineage: Eukaryota; Metazoa; Chordata; Chondrichthyes; Rajiformes; Rajidae
Gene: znf414
Product: zinc finger protein 414
Exons: 5
Coding region: 202-1119 (305 amino acids)
Source: RefSeq, a predicted model, not a curated record
CCAGCGACACAUUGCUACAGUGUAGCCAGCGAUUCACUGCUACAGUGUAGCCAGGGCCCAGUGGAGCCAGCGACCAGUGAAGCCAGCGACACAUUGCUACAGGAAGCAGCAGUGACCGGGGACUUCGUGAGGGCGACAGAACGAAGCUGCUUUGCUUGGAGCCUGGUGUUGGAUCCUUCUCAUUGGAGUCUUCACCCUACGAUGAGCACAGCCCCAGCCCUGGCCAAAGCCAUGUCUUACAAGAUGGAGUCAGAAAAGAGGGUGGUGGCCACCACAUUGUCGAUGGCGGGGAGAGUGUAUAAAUGUUGUGCAAAUGCCUGCAAUGAAUCUUUCCCCUCCAUGCAUCAGCUGAUGAAUCAUAUGAAAACUCAUUAUAAACCAAACCGAUACUACAAGUGUCCAAGUUGUAAAUCUCGGUUUCAAAAGCACCAGUCCUACUCCAAGCACGUGAGCGUGUGCGGCAGGGAUGUGAAGAGACUGCCACCGGAGUUGGACCCGCCGGCCAGGCCACCAGCCGCUGCGGAGCCGGUGAAAUUUCAAAGCGUUAUCAGGCAGCUGGGAAGGGCCAGCAGUGCAGACGUGGCCGGCACUGUCCCCAGCUCCAAGCCUGUCGCCCUGUUCCACGACACCUUGCCGAGUCUACAUUCUUCACUCAGCUCGAUGCCGCUGCUCCCCGCAGCUCCGCACCCCUUCCCACUCCUGGAGCCAUCGAUGUUUCCCGCGCCCAGCCUAAGGUUUCACAGACAGGGGCACUCUUCCAUGCCCGGCCCCUUCAUCCCAUACAUGCACCCCGCACCUUACCCCCUCGCUCAAAGUGCCACACUUCCACGACUCACACCAUGCUUCCCUUCUGAAAGUCUACCUUUCUCCAAUGCAGUCUGGAAGAAAAAUCCAGCUCAAUCUUCCAGCAGCAGGAUUGUUUGGGAGCACAGUCGGGGCCAGUACAGCUGUUUGCAGUGUCCCUACACCAGCGGGUCACGAGAAGAAAUGACAUUGCACACUCAAGGGCACAACAAGACGGUGGUCGCCAGGUUACCCAACGAGGCGGGCAUGUUCCUCAGUCCCACCGACAACUACACUGCUCUGUCAAUGCAGUUCAGUGAAUCUCUGUUAACUUGAGGUUUUUCCAUGGGGCAAUGCCCUGCAGGUUGGCAGAGGUCGUGGGGGAAAGGCAGG